Messenger RNA from Leptosia nina, 1992 nucleotides. The record is from the annotation of a GenBank genome assembly. NCBI's taxonomy places the organism in Eukaryota, Metazoa, Arthropoda, Insecta, Lepidoptera, Pieridae.
AUGUCUGAAAAGGUGAAGAAAAGAUCCGGCUUCUUCAGUAUCAAGAGGUGGAAUAGUCAAAGUGUUGAUGAGGGUUACGCUCUGUCUCCAACUCAGGCGCAACCAUCUCCUGUGAUAAGGCCCCCAAUGACCAGGUCUACGUCUAUAGAUAACAAAACAACCAAACUACCAGCAACAGGAAUCAACGAUUUAGUGCAAUGUUCUCUAUGCUUGGAGAUUCUCAACACGCCGAAGAUGUUGCCCUGCCAACAUACAUUCUGCUUAGCCUGCCUCAAAGUUUAUGUUGCCGAUCUCGCUGUGUUCAGUUGCCCAAUAUGCAACACUCGGAUCCAAGUUAACGGUCCUAACUUCGUGGAUGAACUACCCUCAAAUCUGUAUAUAGACACCUUACUUCACAUGGUCGGUAUGAAGACAGAUAAGACGACUCCAAACGUGACGCCACCUACCACGCCAGCUAGCGCGUCAGGUUAUCAAAAAGUGGAUCUGUUUGCUUCUGGAAUAAGGUGUACCAGUUGUAAAACCAUGUGCGAUAAUUCAGAUACCUCUUUCUGCGAACAUUGUAAAUUGAACUUCUGCUUUGUCUGUUGGUCGCAACAUUUAGAAGAUUUGCGGAUACAAGUAGGGUCUAUACUGAAGCAGCUUGAAACAGCAGCUAGUCGAUUGGAUCACAAAAUAGAACAUUAUAAGGAUCGCUGCGAACAUAUAGUUGAACAAAUCAAUUUGGCUGCUGAAGAGAAAAUCAACGCUGUACUUGAAUCUAAAUCGAGUCUCCUUCAAGAGAUGACAGAUUUGCAGAAAUCUGGGGACAUGGCAGCUCUUGCUCUACAGUCGUCGCUCAAUGAAGCGAAAGAAGUUGCUAAAAAGGCUUUAGAAAAUAAAACAGAUGAUAGCGAUGAAAUGAAAAAGGUGAGAACCUUCGUGAAUCUACACCAGAACACACUACAAUUGCUUAGUGAUGUAUCAAAAUGGGACGCGGAGAAUUUUAUAUUUGACAAGGAGAAUUUCCGUAUCGACUCCGACAUCACGACCCCGUGUGAUGCAGAAUCCGAUGAGCCAUUACCAGCAGCUGCGAAACAGCAUAAUCCUCUGGAAAGUGAGAGUAGUUUGAUGCAACAUUACAGGUCACGAAACUUUUUACCUCAUUACGUUUGGCGCAAGACGGCGAGACCGUGCGGCGUUGGUAUUAGCCCCUGGAAUAAUCACCUGUACAUCUGUGAUAUGGACAGCCACAGUGUUCUCGUUGUGGAACGGACGCAGGCCAAAAUAGUAAUGAGACUAUCAUGCGAACAGAUGUUGUGUCCAGUGCAAAUCGCUUUCAUGAAGAGCUUGGGAGAAAUCUAUGUAACAGACAAAUGGAAGCACUGCAUCCAUGUGUUCUCAAAGGACGGCGAACACAUCACAUCGAUAGGCCAAAAAGGCAGCCGCUUAGGGAUGUUCCGGUCUCCCGAAGGAAUAGCCACGGACAAUUCAAAGCAUCAUAUCUAUGUCGUUGAUACAGGGAACGAUAGAGUUCAGGUCUUGGAACCAAACGGCAAAUGUGUGGAUCAAUUCGGUGUCGCCUUACGGUCUCAGCCAAAAAACACAUCAAGCAUCUGGGUCAUGAAGGAAACUAUGUGCACUGAAUUGAACGCGCCAACGGCAGUCGCAGUCACCAAUGACAGGGUCAUCGUCCUGGACAGCGGGAAUCGACGAGUCAAAGUCUACAACAAACAUGACAAGAACAAAAUCGUGGAGUUCGGGGCUAUGGGCCAACGGAAGGGGCAGUUCAGGCAGCCAGAAGUCCUCGCUGUAGACCCCAUGGGCUAUAUCCUGGUGGGCGAUUCGGGCAACUGCCGCAUCCAAGUCUUCAAGCCCAAUGGACAAUUAGUUCGCGUCUUCGGCAGGUUAGGGACUGAACCGGGACAAUUCGGAUGGAUUUCGGGUAUACACGUAACUAAACAACUAGAUGUUAUAGUGAGCGAUACUAAGAACCAUUGUGUUAACUUCUUUUGA